Panicum virgatum (switchgrass) is the source of this 1454-nucleotide messenger RNA. Its product is annotated as transcription factor JAMYB-like. Gene Ontology annotation, cellular component: nucleus. Gene Ontology annotation, molecular function: DNA-binding transcription factor activity; sequence-specific DNA binding. Gene Ontology annotation, biological process: regulation of DNA-templated transcription. The coding region runs from base 131 to 1090 and encodes 319 amino acids. NCBI's taxonomy places the organism in Eukaryota, Viridiplantae, Streptophyta, Magnoliopsida, Poales, Poaceae. The transcript has 3 exons. The record is from RefSeq and is a predicted model, not a curated record.
UCUCUCUAUCUCCCCCCAACACUUCUCGAUUAAGCUAUAGAUAGAUACCAACUCUCUCUCUCUCUCUCUCUCUCUCUCUCUCUCUCUCUCUCUCUCUCUCCAACUGAUUCAUUAGCAGUCAACAACGAGCAUGGCCGAACCCCAGAGGAGCAGGAGCAGGAGCAGGGCGUGCUCCCCGGGGGCUCUUGCUGAGCUCGACGACGACCACGGGCAGCCCGGAGGGGCGGCGCAGGAUCAGGAGGAGCAGCUGGAGCUCCGGCGCGGCCCGUGGACCGUCGACGAGGACCUCACCCUCGUCAACUACAUCGCCGACCACGGCGACGGCCGCUGGAACUCCCUCGCCCGCGCCGCCGGGCUGAAGCGGACGGGCAAGAGCUGCCGGCUGCGGUGGCUCAACUACCUCCGGCCCGACGUGAAGCGCGGCAACUUCACCGCCGACGAGCAGCUCCUCAUCCUCGACCUCCACACCCGCUGGGGCAACCGGUGGUCGAAGAUCGCGCAGCACCUGCCGGGGAGGACGGACAACGAGAUCAAGAACUACUGGAGGACCCGGGUGCAGAAGCACGCCAAGCAGCUCAACUGCGACGCCAACAGCAAGCGCUUCAAGGACGCCAUGCGCUACCUCUGGACGCCGCACCUCGCCGCCGACGCCGCCGACGACCACCACCGCCGCAGCCUCCUCCUCCUCCACCAGGCGCAGCACCACCAGCAGCACGCCGCCGACGUCGGCCUGUCCGCCGCCGGGACGAUGGGCACCUCGUCCUCGGAGUCCUUCGCGACCACGGCCGAGUCGUACGACGACGUGGCGGGGCUCGGCGGCGGCUACGCGAUCAACCUGCACGCCGCCGGGGAGAUGGCGGCGGUCGUGGGCGGCGGCGGGGGGUGCUGGGCGCACGAGGCGAACCACCAAGGGCUGUGGCCGGCCGCGGCGGCGGCGGUCGAUCAGUCGGCGGCGGGGCAAACUGCCGGCGGCGGCGGCGGCGGACAGUUUCAGGACCCGGAGCUCAGUGGGUGGGUGCAAGGCUUCUCCGAGGGCAUGAUUACCGAGAAUAAUUUUUGGGCCUUGGAGGACAUCUGGAAGAUCCAAUGAGCGAUUUAAUUUUAUGUUUUUCAAAGGGUUGAAAUUAAAAACGAAUAUAGUACGAUUAGUGACUAUAGUGGGUGAUGAUAGCUAGCUUGAAAACUUAAGAAAAAGGGAAUCAUAUAUAGUUAGUAUAUAUUCUAACUCCAAAAGAUACUGUAAGAGAGUUUGUAUAUAACCCCCCCCCCUUAAUUCCUUAUAUAUCCUUUUGGGUUGUUUCUUUGUUUUUUUGCCUCUUAAGAUUCAUAUUAUUCUUAUAGAGGUUGAAAGGAGGGUAUGAUUAUAUUUAUGACUUUUGUGUUCAACAUUGUGCAAUGUACAAGUAUACGGAUUAUUGCCUUAUUGGUAAUGAAAGUUUGAUUUUGGGCAGUUA